AUGAGAAAAGAAUAUGAAAAUAAAUUACGUUUGAAUGAAUCGCAUACAAUGUCAAUUGAGUCAGAAUUAACGUCUCUUAAGGAACAGUUACGUUCAAUUUCAAUGGCUAGAUCAUCACCAUCACAACAAGAUAUAGAUGAUGAAUCCUCUGGAUUACGUCACCAUCAACAACAUGGCCUUCAUAAUCACCAUCAUCAAAAUUAUUACUACCAUCAACAACAACAGCAACAACAGAAUUUUCGUAAACCAUUGUUGGGCAAACAGAUUUACAGCUCAGAUAGUUGUUCUAGCUUAGCUAACAAUAAUGGUAAUAAUCUUGAUUGUGAUUCUACCCUGAGAAAACCAUUUGGCUUUACACGUCCUAGUUCUACUAUACCCUCCACGCCUCAAUCAUCUGUUUCGCACGAACCUAUUGGGAAGUAUCCCAACAUCAAUAACAAUAAUAUUAAUUCAAAAGCAAUGACAGUGAACACUUGUUCAGUCGUUGAACCGAAACGUGGCAAACGCAAUAAGCUACACUGGGAAUCAUGUUUUGCACAGCUUACACGCAGUCAUCUAAUGCUAUGGGAUAUACCAAGUGAUUUAUGUAAACGUGUGCAUGAAUUACAAAACAAGUAUAUAGAUGUGUCAAAUUUUGUUGCAUCUACAAUCAACUCAAAUAGCAAUAGUUUAAAUUCACGCUUAGAAAUGCCAUUGAAUGCGUUGUAUCAUGUACGCUCUGUGAAUUCAUGUGAUGUCUGUCAUGAACGUGUUGAAGAUUUGCCUCGAGUUUUUCAAAUUAUCUUUGAUCGUCAACGCUUGAAUAAUAAUAAUAAUAAUAACAAGAACACUGGUAUUACUAAUGGUAACAGUAGUAAUAUUGCAUAUAACAGCAGUGGUAUAAAACAGUCUUCAAGCGGUAAUAGUGUACUUGGUGGGCUAUCAAGCUCAAGUUCUUCAGGUGAUUCUGCUAACCUACCGCGUAAAUCUAGUCUUGGAUCUACUGCGAUCUUUUCAACCUCUAGUCAACAUCCUGCGAAUUCACGUCGUGUUGUACGAACUAACUCUGCGUCUGGUUCUCAUGCACACUCUGUGUCAAACUCCACCAAUACUAAUAUUAAUAAACGCUCUAAUCAUAUUGAGAAUUCUACUCCUGGGCAUUCAAUCAACCCUCUAUCUGAUGAUUCAGCACAUAAUGCAGAGUCGAGUACAAUUUACACUAGAGGACAUGUUCUACAACGUAUUCUCUUCAGAUCGUAUGCAACUUGUGAUCUGUGUCAAAAUUCGUGCUCUAGUGUUUUUCAUCCUCCCUUAGCCUAUCAGUGUACAGAUUGUCAAAUUAAACUUCACGCAUACCAUUUGGAAAGUAAUGAUUAUCCUCUUCCUCAAUGCGCUAAAGCUGUCGGUGUCUGCCUGUUACGAGCACGUACAGUUCAAGAUAAGGAACAGUGGAUUGAGUAUAUGUUAUUGGCUAUGAAAGUGAUGAAAUCUCUAUCAUCAACUCCAAAUCCAACGAUUCCAACAACACCGCGCAGUAUAUCUUCACAUGGAUGUAAUCCCUUGCAUUCCAUGUCGCCUAGUGUCCCGCCAACUCCAGCAUCGAGUUUUGCGACACCUAUACGUUAUAUUAAUUUAACUCCACCAUCUGAUCAUCAAAUUUCACAUGCUCGAUCAAAGUCUUCUGUUUUUGUUCAGGAUUCCCUUAAGUCUCAUUCACGUGCAGAAAACUCGUCUGCCAACAGUAGCAAUGAAUUUUCAUCAUUAUCACAUCAAUCGCAUAUUCCUCCAUUAAUAUCAUAUCCCUCACGUCCAACUUUUACUCCAACUACUAUUAUCAAUAACAACAAUAAUUAUUAUUAUACAGCAACAUCAGUAGAAGCAAUAGUAUCUUCAACAUCGCCUACAACAGGAACAGUCAAUAAUCAUGAAAAUCAGAUGAGUCGAAGUUUUACUCUUGGCUUGACAAAAUAUCGAAGUGAAGAUUAUGCAGAUUGUGCUAUCAGCUACACAAAUGAUUAUCCAACCAUAACAGCAAUUCGAUCCAUUUCAGUAGCAGACAGUUCGAAUUGUAACAGUAACAGCUAUAAUAACAAUAUUGUUAGUAAUAUGAAUAUAAGCAAAAUAUCAAAUGAUCUUCCCCUGCCUAUUCUUCUACCGUUUCACACAAGUUCAACUGGAUCCAAAGAAUCAACAGAUUGUGAUAUUUCACCGUAA
Messenger RNA from Heterobilharzia americana, 2193 nucleotides. NCBI's taxonomy places the organism in Eukaryota, Metazoa, Platyhelminthes, Trematoda, Strigeidida, Schistosomatidae. The record is from the annotation of a GenBank genome assembly.